AUGGACGAUAUUAUUAGCGUGGGUCGUUCAAAUGGUAAAAAUGGCGUUCGUAUGGUUUAUUUGUCGUCAAAAUCGCCGUCAGUGCCGAAUUUGAACGAGGCCUUUUAUGGGGAUUUCAGAAGACGUAUAUCUCCUGAAAGACCGCAAAGCCACCUAUCUCCAACUCCCCUGGCUGAAGAACAGACCAAUGCAAGCUUGAUCGAUCUGUACGGUGACGACGAAAACGGGAAAGACGAAAACGAACCUGAUGACGCAGAGCAAGAAGAUGGCAGGAAUUCAGAAUUGCCUGUCAGUCCCACGCUUUCGCCGUCUGUGACAACUCCAGCACAGGGUUCUAACGAAGAGGCUCCCAAGGACUUUUCGCAGUAUGAUCGCUACGGAUUCAAGAAACAAAAUGCCCACAUCACACAAGAGCAAUAUCACGAAUGGUGGGACGAAUACUCACGGUACUGCAUCCGCAGGAAACGUAAAUGGCAAGACCUGCUUGCCAAAAGUGGCCUUGCCCUCUCAGACAAUGACAUUCCUGAUAGAUUUCCACCAAGGAGUGAGAAAUUGAAGCGUUACGUUCGUAAAGGCAUUCCCGCAGAAUGGAGGGGACAAGCUUGGUGGCAAUUCGCUCGUGGCCAAGAAAAGCUCAACAGAAAUAAAGGUGUCUACGACAAGCUACUGGCUAGCCUUAAUGACCGAAAUGACAAAGUCUUUAGCAGAGAUCUGGAGGUGAUCGAACGAGACUUGCAUAGAACAUUUCCGGAAAACAUUCAUUUCCAAAAACAACCUAAUGAUAACGAAGAGCCUUUAAUGAUCCAAUCACUGCGCAGAGUGCUUUUAGCAUUUUCUGACUAUAAUCCUAAGAUCGGCUACUGCCAAUCGAUGAACUUUCUAGCGGGUUUACUUCUGCUCUUCUUGGAUGAGGAAAAAACAUUCUGGAUGCUCGUUAUCAUAACAUCGCGAUAUUUACCUGGGGUACACAACAUUAAUCUAGAAGGAGUAAACAUUGACCAAGGUGUACUUAUGCUUUGUGUCAAGGAAUAUCUACCGGACUUUUGGCAACGGAUCGUGACCAAAGAGCAAAGCCGAAAUUACGAGUUCCUUUAUAAACUACCCCCAAUCACUUUGUGCACGGCGAGUUGGUUCAUGAGCUGCUUCGUGGGGAUUGUGCCCAUAGAGACAACUUUAAGAAUCUGGGACUGCUUAUUUUACGAAGAGUCGCACGUACUGUUCAAAAUGUCGCUGUCCAUAUUGAAAAUCUGCGAUCAAGAAGUUGCUGCUGCUCGCCGGGUCAUGCGAAACCGGGUCACUAACAAGGAUGACAGUGAUAUCGAGAUUUUCCAAGCCAUACAAUCGGUUCCCAAAAAGUUGCUCGACCCUCAAACGAUCUUUGAGCGUGUUAUUUUCAAGAGGCGGCUUUCGCUCAACAACCUCAACCAGGAGGAGAUUGACAGAUGUCGCAGAUACGUAUCUUCACAACGGCUUAAGCUCAAAAACUACGCCGACAUAAUGGGCGAUAAGCCUAUCACGAAAGAUAGCACAAAGAGAGACAUUUCGAUUGGACCAGACUUUGUUGAAAACGCACUGUCUUCAGAGGUAUACGGUUUCAGAAGAAGCCUAACGACUGCUCAUUGGAAUAACAGCAUAAAGGAAAAGGUUCGGCAAAUUCGAAGAAAGUGA
Messenger RNA from Lachancea meyersii CBS 8951, 1668 nucleotides. Lineage: Eukaryota; Fungi; Ascomycota; Saccharomycetes; Saccharomycetales; Saccharomycetaceae. The record is from the annotation of a GenBank genome assembly.